CUAAUGCUAUCCCAGGAUACUAUCAGCACCCACCCCUUAAGCUUUGGUAUUCCACCCAAAACAUGCUUAACAAAUUUAUGCCAAUCAAGUGUUGCAUGCGACAUUGUGUUUGAUUUGAUGCAGGCAGGUGAGGGGCAGGUUCAGUAUGGGGAUGGGGUCUUGUAUUGUAGAGUUGUAUUCUGCUUAGUCAUCUUCAGACCAUUCACACUCAUGACUGAUGUAAUUGAGUCUUUGGACGCUGAUUCUAUUCUAUGUACAUUUCCAGACAGGCCUCAUCUCCCCACCCUCUCUAAUUGGUUUCAUUUCAUAGUGCCAGAAUCUGAGCUGACCACAUCCUCGGAGUUGCUGGAUAUGGAUAUCAUGUCAAGGAUGUACAUUGACACUGAGGAAGUUGUAUACAUGCGGGUUGAGGUGGAUGAGUUCCUUGAUGAUGAGGAGUACAGGUGA
Desarmillaria tabescens is the source of this 447-nucleotide messenger RNA. RefSeq lists its product as uncharacterized. The annotation marks the transcript as partial. The record is from RefSeq and is a predicted model, not a curated record. The transcript is spliced from 4 exons. NCBI's taxonomy places the organism in Eukaryota, Fungi, Basidiomycota, Agaricomycetes, Agaricales, Physalacriaceae.